Molecule: messenger RNA, 4169 nt
Organism: Caenorhabditis auriculariae
Lineage: Eukaryota; Metazoa; Nematoda; Chromadorea; Rhabditida; Rhabditidae
Source: the annotation of a GenBank genome assembly
AUGAAUCGAUUCCUAAUAGUCGUUCUUUUGAUACACCUCGCUUCAUCGAACUCAUUUAACGAGCUGCCAAAAUUUCUCACAAAGGUCGGUCUUUCGGGAAAAAAUAAAUUCCAUCUUGAUUUUAAAAUUUAAAAAAGCUGAUUGAAAAAACUCAAAAAAGCGAGUAAAAUUCAAGAAGUCGUGUACUUUCGAAGGCGAUGGAUGCAAUUGCAUCGUACGAGUUCGUGGAGAAUGCUGCUGCAAAGGACGGAAAAUCGUCGAGUUGCCCUCCAACCUGACCACCACGAUGCGCGCCUUGUCCGUAUCUCUGUAUCUCAUAUGUCUCCAAAUGCAUUUUACAGGUUCAUGUACAACACGAGUAUAACAGAAGUAACCAACGACUUCUUUUCAAGAUAUUUAAGGCUUGAAGAACUGUUAGUUCAAACGCUCUUCAUUUAAUGAGCCAAACAUCUUUUUCACAGAGAAAUAGACGAUUCGGCGGCUUUGGAGCAUUUCGAUUCAUCUUGUCUCGCUAACCUGACGAAUCUUCGCAAAUUGUUUGUUCUCACUGUUAUUGCUGGAACAUCGGCUUUCAGAUCCAUCACAAAGUGCCGCUCAUUGCGUGAAAUAUCAGGCAAACUGUUAAUGAACAAUGCCAAACUACAGUCAGUGUAAGACAGCUUCGAUUCUCUCUAGUAGAACUACAUUUUAAAGUUAAAAAAAGUUUUUUUAUUAUUUUUUUAAUUAAAUAAAUUGCAUAUGAAUUUUUCCUGUGUCCCUGAAGUUCGUUCGACCCUUGGCGAGGUUCGAAAUUUUUUUGUUAAGCAAAAAAACUGAAAACUAUGCGAUUUUUGCAGUUAAAUUGUGAGAACGUUAAAUGUAAUUUAAAACCAAGAAAAGAUUUUAUUUUUGAUUUCAGAAUUCUGCGAAACAACGGACUUCACACGAUUCCGUCUUUGCGGAUGACUGAGGCUCACAAGUUGGAGGUCGACAUCGACUUGUCAGGCAACCAAGUUUUUUUUGACCAAUUCACGUCAAUAUCUUCGGGCUCAGAUCAAGUUUAUCGGCAACAACAAGGUUCGGGAAGUUCGUGCGCGCACGCUCAAGCUCAACAACAACAAGAUACUCGAGAUAGAGGGCUACGCAUUCAACGGAAGCAGUUUCGUUAAGCUGUUUAUAAAUUGGAUUUAAAGAUUGAAACCUUUUGGAACAUUUUUCAGUGCUAUUGACAAUAACCUUGACUUGAGCGACCUAUCCAUGGAUGCUUUCAAAAAUGUCAAGGAGCUCCAUCAUCUGCGAGUUUUUCUUUUUAAAUCUACUUUUGUUCAUUAUCUUACUCUCGAAUUUUUCAGAGACUUGUCCUUCACGUCUAUUAACGUACUUCCCAUUAAUGGGUUAAAAAAUCUGAAAACACUGAAACUGAAGAACGUACCAACUUUAAAGGUAUAUCGUUAUUAUCAAGAAAAGCCAAAAGUUGAUUUUAGAGAAUUCCUUCGGUUCUUUCUUUUACAAAGUUGGAAACAGCUCAUUUCACGUAUCCCCAUCAUUGUUGUUUAUUUAAUGUGAUACUUCAAAUUAUCAUUGAGCUAUUUCCUCGUUUCAGUAUGUUGAUGACGUCGUUGUCAACGAGAAUGGAAAGUUUCAAAAAAACGCCAAGGAAAUCCACAAAAGAAUUUGUGCGGAAAAAAGAACUGCGGGAAGGCAAAAAAGACGUAUUGCGGUUAGCAGAAAGUGGUGAAAACAAAAUAUAUUCGAAAUUAAAGGAAAGAGAUGCACUAUCUUCGGGCUUUUUGAAAGAAUUCUUUGAUGAAUGGAUGCAAGAACUUGAAGGAUCUGGGACUGAUAUUGGCGUCGACUACGGUAGCGAUCUCCCACGUGAGUCUCAUAUUGAAAAUCCCAAUUAUGACAAAAUUCCUUCAGCAUUCUCUCAAAUCGGAGCUGACACAUGUGAUUCGGUGGUUGAAGAAGUGAGAAGUUACUAUAAAAAUAUUACGUGUUAUCCAAGUCCCCACGCACUCAAUCCUUGCGAGAACAUCGUCGGGUUCGACAGAUUCAUACUGCAGACAAACUAAUUUUCUUUAGUUAUUCUCUUCUCCGCAUCGCUAUUUGGGUGGUGUGGGUGAUGGCAAUCGCAGGAAACGUAGCCGUUUUAGUCAUUCUCGGGCUGGCCUAUGAACGACGCAUGAAAGUUCACUAUAUGUAUAUGAUCAACAUGGCAGUCGCUGAUAUGAUCACAGGUAGACCUUCACAGAUUGAAAAAGUACAUAAAAUAAGAAGAUUCAAAAUAAAACUUAGAAAUACUUAGUGACGUUCAAAGAGUUCGUUUAGGAGUCUACUUGGCUUGUCUGGCGAUUCAAGACGCUCGGACUUCAGAUGAGUACUACCGGCAUGCGGUGAGCUGGCAGACAGGUUGGGGCUGCAAAGCUGCAGGAUCCCUCGCAGUAUUCGCUGCCGAGUUGGGGAUUAUCUCCAUGUUCCUGAUCGCCUUCGAGAUGUCCUACAACACACGGAAAGCCUUCCUUGGAAAAAAGCUCUCCCCGAGGGUCGCCGUCUUCUUGAUGCUGAUCGGCUGGCUUUUCGCCCUUCUCAUGGCUUUUCUGCCUUGGGUUGGCGUUUCAUCAUACUCCACCAGCAGUAUUUGUCUCCCACUACGAGCGGAGACAGUUUUUGAUAAAGUACGGUUUGCUAAUUUAAGUUCUUUCCAAAACUAUGGAAUUCAGGCUUACCUGAUUUUUGGUCUAAUUUUCAACCUAUCCUCUUUCAUAGCCAUGGCUUUGUGCUACGGCUUCAUUGUUAAAAUGCUAAAGGAAAACAAAACUCGAGAAGAAGAUAAAGCACUUAUCAUGAAAAUGGCUCUGCUGGUCUGUACCAAUCUCGUUUGCUGGUUCCCAACUCUUUUCUUUGGUUUUCGCUCUUUUUUUUAUUUGAAUACGCACAUGAUUUUAAGGUCUCACUGCUUCAAUGGGAAUACCUCUAAUUUCAUUGAGCAACGCCAAGAUACUUCUUGUCUUUUUCUUUCCGAUCAAUUCGUUUGCCAACCCUUUCCUCUACGUGUUCUUUACCGAGGUUUCAAAUCAGCCCAAGCUUGAAAAAUAUUUCUGAAACUUUGGGUGAUUCAAAGGCGGGUGAAAAGCAAAACAAUUCCUGUACUCCGAAGGAUAACUACGACCGGAAGAAGCCUUAAGUUCAAUUUUGCUCAGAUUAAAAAUAAAUCCUGCCCAUUUUUCAGCACACUAUCGAACUUCUAUAACUCACAGCCACCUGGACCUUCAAAAAAAGAAGAAGCGAGUAAUAGGCUGACGGUCACCCAGGUACAGGUAGACGAGAAUAUCCUUCGACAACGAAAGAAUAUGUGGAAGCCAUUUUUUGCCUUUUAGACAACUUCCCUUAACAGCACGCCAAGAGGAUCCAAUUGUUCUUCACAUCGUACUAGUGAUGCUCUUUUCGCUGAUUGUGACCCUAACAAACGUUCUAGGCAAGUUUUCUCUAUCAAAUGAACCUUUGGAAAGCUAUUAAAGCUGUUAUGUUCCAGUUCUUCGCCGCGAGUCUCUUUUCAAUGUGAUGCAUCGACAUCUCCCCCAACCCCUCAGUCUGAACGAGGAAAACGAUUCUCUUUUUUGAAGCGCCUUGUUUCUGAAGCGCCAGAAGUAAAAAAAAAAUUCUGUUCGAUUAUUAUUUCAUUGGUUUUUCAGGUUUCUGACUUAUCGGAACAUUCUAGCGAGAGUCACCAUGAACACGUCCCUACUCCACGGAACAGAGUGCAUACCAAAAAAAUGAAAAUGAAAACUAAAUAACCAAUGUCUUUCAAGAUGCGCUUCUUCCCUAACAGAACUUCGGCACGACAUCGCGACGAAUCGCACAGAAGCAAUGGACAAGACUCCGGUCGGGGUAGCCUCGCCUCAUCCGUCGAUCCGGUAAGACUUCUUCUAGUCCUACGUAUCACCAACAGCGUCGUUUGAUAGAACAACGAGAGAUCGUCUUUGGUAAGCGCUCAGGAAGGUCCAGCGUCGCCGCCACAGCCGAUUCUAACAGCAAAUGCCCCUCCGAUUGUGCUCCCUUUUUCUGCAGGCGCCAUCAGGAACCAGCUGAUUUUCCAGCCCAAACGACCGGAUGCAAAAGAGUUCGACCGGCGACGCUCAGCUCCUGCUAUUCCGUUGCUCGUUGUUUCCGAGUGCUCCAAUGAAGAGUGA